UCAUCAUCCGCCCACCUCAACUCUGAUUUGACGAACGUCCUGGGUCACGAUAACGUCGCCCAGUCAGCCUAUAUAAGCAGCAGAAAGUUUUCCAAACACCCAGCAAAACCUCAAGUCGAACUCUGAUCAACAACAGACGAGAAAAAGCGCCGUCGUCCUUUUGCGUAAAAAGUGCCAAGACGUUUGCAGACAUGGAGAGGUCAGUCAGGUUUGCCGUGGUGUGCGUCGGUGUGUCUCUGCUCAUCUCCUGCCAUCCAGUCGAAGCUUGGUACAAGCAGUCGACCGGGCCCAGUUACUACUCGGUGGGUCGUGCCUCCGGUUUGCUGUCCGGUAUCAGGAGGUCGCCUUACGUCCGGAGGUCCGAGUCUGAGGAGACGCUGAUGGAGAGCGGGGAGACUGCAGGUAACAACGUGAUUCCAGAGACUAACAGGCAGAUCUCCAUACUGAAAAGCAUGGCCAUCUGCGUAAAGGACAUCUCUCCAGACCUGAAGAGCUGCGAGCUGCUGCGGGACGGGACGGGCACCUUCCAGUGCAAGGCGGACGUCUUCCUCACCUUGGACUCCCUGGACUGCCUGUCCGCGUGAGUCCCGGCCGGACCGGCGGAGACGGUCCUGGUCCUCCGCCGAGCCCCGGGUGCGCUUCUCUGGAAACGAAAUAUGAAGGAAAGGAAUGGGGGGUGGAUGAGUGUGUGUGGGGUGACGGCGCAGAGGAAAAUCUGAUCACUGUCGAUGAUGGACCGCUGCAGACUCUGAAUGUCCUCUUAUUAAACAAAAACUCAUUGUUCAGUUUUGCUUUGGUUGUGUAGACAGGAGUAUAAAAGAGAAAAAAAAAACAGUGCGAGAGAUGUUAGUUGAAACCACAUUCUUUCCAGAUGACUUCCUGUCUUUACUGUUGAACCCCUGACAUGUACCCUCCGUUGCCAAAAUGUAUUAAAUGUCCAGACAGUUGACUGCAGAGCAGAUUUCCUGGAAAUUACUUUUAUUUAUUUUAUCUAUUAAAAUGAACAAACACUGGUAA
Molecule: messenger RNA, 1017 nt
Organism: Epinephelus moara (kelp grouper)
Lineage: Eukaryota; Metazoa; Chordata; Actinopteri; Perciformes; Serranidae
Gene: npb
Product: neuropeptide B
Exons: 2
Coding region: 192-584 (130 amino acids)
Biological process (GO): feeding behavior; G protein-coupled receptor signaling pathway
Molecular function (GO): G protein-coupled receptor binding
Source: RefSeq, a predicted model, not a curated record